Messenger RNA from Ailuropoda melanoleuca (giant panda), 2023 nucleotides. RefSeq names its product MAGUK p55 scaffold protein 1 (gene MPP1). Gene Ontology annotation, molecular function: protein binding. The record is from RefSeq and is a predicted model, not a curated record. Bases 142 to 1542 code for a protein of 466 amino acids. NCBI's taxonomy places the organism in Eukaryota, Metazoa, Chordata, Mammalia, Carnivora, Ursidae. The transcript is spliced from 12 exons.
AGCGCGCUGCCUGCGGGGUGCUGACGGGCCCCUGCGCCGCCUCCGCCGUCUCCACCGCCCCGCAGGCCUCCGUUCUCGCGCUCCCGGUUCAGCGCGGCUCGCGACUCCCGGCUCGCGGCCCUGCGUUCAGGCUCCUGGAAGAUGACGCUCAAGGCGAGCGAGGGCGAGGGCGGGGGCGGCAUGCGCACGGCGCUCUCCGACCUCUACCUGGAGCACUUGCUGCAGAAGCGCAGCCGGCCUGAGGCUGUGUCACACCAGGUGAAUGCUGUGACUGAAGAUAUGUACACCAAUGGUUCUGCUGCCCCAGGUAGCCCUACCCAGGCCAAAGGGCAGGAAGUACGGAAGGUGCGACUCAUACAGUUCGAGAAGGUCACAGAAGAGCCCAUGGGAAUCACUCUGAAGCUGAACGAGAAGCAGUCCUGUACGGUGGCAAGGGUGCUUCACGGCGGCAUGGUGCACAGACAGGGCUCCCUUCACGUCGGGGAUGAGAUCCUAGAAAUCAAUGGCACAAAUGUGACUAAUCACUCCGUAGAUCAGCUGCAGAAGGCGAUGAAAGAAACCAAAGGAAUGAUCUCAUUAAAAGUCAUUCCCAACCAGCAAAAUCGUCUUCCUGCACUACAGAUGUUCAUGAGAGCACAGUUUGACUAUGAUCCCAAAAAGGACCAUCUGAUCCCUUGCAAGGAGGCGGGACUGAAGUUUUCUACUGGGGACAUCAUCAAGAUAAUCAACAAAGAUGACAGUAACUGGUGGCAGGGGCGGGUGGAAGGUUCCUCCAAGGAGUCAGCAGGAUUGAUCCCUUCUCCUGAGCUGCAGGAAUGGAGAGUGGCAAGUGUGGCUCAGUGUGCCCCAAGCGAAGCCCCAAGCUGCAGUCCGUUUGGGAAGAAGAAGAAAUACAAGGACAAGUACCUGGCCAAGCACAGCUCAAUUUUUGACCAGUUGGAUGUUGUUUCCUAUGAGGAAGUUGUUCGGCUCCCUGCAUUCAAGAGGAAGACCCUGGUGCUGAUCGGAGCCAGCGGGGUGGGUCGCAGCCACAUUAAGAAUGCCCUACUCAGCCAGAACCCAGACAAGUUUGCAUACCCUGCCCCAUAUACAACACGACCACCCAAGAAGAGUGAGGAAGACGGGAAAGAGUAUCACUUCAUUUCCACCGAAGAGAUGACCAAGAACAUCUCCGCCAAUGAAUUCUUAGAGUUUGGCAGCUACCAGGGCAACAUGUUUGGCACCAAAUUUGAAACCGUGCACCAGAUUCACGAGCAGGACAAGAUUGCCAUCCUUGACAUCGAGCCCCAGACCCUGAAGAUUGUCCGCACGGCAGAACUGUCACCUUUCAUUGUGUUCAUCGCACCUACUGACCAGGGCACUCAGACGGAAGCCCUGCAGCAGCUGCAGAAGGACUCCGAAGCCAUCCGCAGCCAGUACGCACACUACUUUGACCUCUCACUGGUCAAUAAUGGUGUUGAUGAAACCCUUAAGAAAUUGCAAGAAGCCUUUGAGCAGGCAUGCAGUUCUCCACAGUGGGUGCCUGUCUCCUGGGUUUACUAAGCUUGCAGAAAAUGGGCAAUGGUGCUGUGCCCUCCUCUAGCGGUUUGAAUUUCAUUCUCCUUGCUUUAAGACAAACAGGGACACUCCAGCUAGUUUGUCAGCUUCCAGUGCUCUGCAUCUAUCCUAAUUAGGCCAGUGGGUGUCAGUCUUGUUCAGGCUCCUUGGCUGGGCUCUGAUUUUCCUGAUAUAGAUGGAGCCCCAUUGAUGAGGGUUUUGGAAGAAUCUCUGGAAAUCUAAGGCCCAAAGUACUAUAAAAAUGUAACUGCUAAUCAAAGAUGGUGCACACAGAGAGGAAAAAGCAAUGGCCCUUGUUCUUUAAAGCCUGUGCUCCUUCACCUUUAAUUACACUGGGCAUGUCAUGUGUCUUUGAAGCAUUUGUAACCUCAACUUUCUAAAAUGCCAGAAUGAAGCAGCUGUGCAACAGGAUGAUGUCUGCUCUAGGGAAACCCUCAAAAGCAAUAAAAACGUUGCUGUGUUAAGA